Molecule: messenger RNA, 2331 nt
Organism: Echinops telfairi (small Madagascar hedgehog)
Lineage: Eukaryota; Metazoa; Chordata; Mammalia; Afrosoricida; Tenrecidae
Gene: SMPD1
Product: sphingomyelin phosphodiesterase 1
Exons: 6
Coding region: 155-2038 (627 amino acids)
Biological process (GO): sphingomyelin catabolic process; ceramide biosynthetic process
Cellular component (GO): lysosome
Molecular function (GO): acid sphingomyelin phosphodiesterase activity
Source: RefSeq, a predicted model, not a curated record
GGCGGAGCUGCCCGUGUGGCUCCCCGAGAGAAAUCAGCCGAGUGCAGCCUCGGGUGAACGGGUGCCCCCGGGCUUCGUCCGGGGCCAGGGGCUCAGAAGGAUCGUGGCUGGCGGGGGACGGACGGCGAUCGAGCCCUGUGCAAGAGGCCUGACCAUGCCGCGCCGCGGAGGGUCUCCUGGCCAGCGCCACCGCGGGUCCGACCGGGAGCAGGAACCGGAUAGGUCCUCGGAGGCUGCCCGGCUGAGACGUCUUUGGAUGGCCUUGGGCCUGGCGCUGGCGCUGACCCUGCCCGACUCCCUGGUUCUCUGGGUCCCGGUCGGGGCCCACCCUCUGCCUACCCAAGGCCAUCCGGCCAGGCUCAGUCGCUUAGCGCCCCAGCUCCAGCACACUUUUAGCUGGUGGAACCUCACUUGCCCUGUUUGCAAAAGCCUGUUCACCGUCAUCGACAUCGGCCUAAAGCAGGAGCCCAAUGUGGCCCGGGUGGGCUCCAUGGUCAUCAAGUUGUGCAAUCUGCUGAAAAUAGCACCGCCUGCUGUGUGCCAGUCAGCUGUCCAGCUCUUUCAGGGUGACAUGGUGGAGGUGUGGACACGCUCAGUGCUGAGCCCAUCUGAAGCCUGUGGCCUGCUCCUGGGCUCCAACUGUGGACACUGGGAUGUCUUCUCGUCUUGGAAUAUCUCUUUGCCAGCUGUGCCCAAGCCACCUCCCCACCCUCCCCGCCCCCCAGCCCCAGGCGCCCCUGUCAGCCGUGUCCUCUUCCUCACUGACCUGCACUGGGAUCACGGCUAUCUGGAGGGUGCAGACCCUGACUGUGUGGACCCACUGUGCUGCCGCCAGGGCUCGGGCUUGCCGCCUGCCUCCCGGCCAGGUGCUGGACACUGGGGCGAGUACAGCAAGUGUGACCUGCCCCUGUGGACCCUGGAGAGCCUGCUGAGCGAGCUGGGUCCAGCUGGCCCUUUUGACAUGGUCUACUGGACAGGGGACAUCCCCGCCCAUGACAUCUGGCAACAGUCUCGAAAGGACCAGCUUCGGGCCCUGACCACCAUCACAGCCCUUGUGAAGAAGUUCUUGGGUCCAGUGCCUGUGUACCCUGCUGUGGGCAACCAUGAGAGCACACCGGUCAAUGGCUUCCCUCCACCCUUCAUCCAGGGCAACCAUUCCUCCCGCUGGCUCUACGAGGCCAUGGCCAAGGAGUGGGAGUCCUGGCUGCCUGCAGAAGCCCUUCACACGCUCAGAAUCGGGGGGUUCUAUGCCCUGUCCCCAUACCCGGGCCUCCGCCUCAUCUCUCUCAAUAUGAAUUUUUGUUCCCGGGAGAACUUCUGGCUCUUGAUCAACUCCACAGAUCCCGCUGGACAGCUCGAGUGGCUGGUGGGGGAGCUCCAGGCUGCUGAGGACCGAGGAGACAAAGUGCAUAUAAUUGGCCACAUCCCCCCGGGACAUUGCCUGAAGAGCUGGAGCUGGAAUUAUUACCGAAUUGUAGCCAGGUAUGAGAACACCCUGGCCGGUCAGUUCUUUGGCCACACCCAUGUGGAUGAAUUUGAGGUCUUCUAUGACGAAGAGACCCUGAGCCGGCCACUGGCUGUGGCCUUCCUGGCGCCCAGUGCCACUACCUACAUUGGCCUUAAUCCUGGUUAUCGCGUCUACCAAAUAGACGGCAAUUACCCUGGGAGCUCUCACGUCGUCCUGGACCACGAGACUUUCAUCCUGAACCUGACGCAGGCGAACGCGCCUGGGGCCACACCGCAAUGGCAGCGCCUCUACCGGGCCCUAGAAACCUACGGGCUGCCCAACGCGCUGCCGGCCGCCUGGCACGACCUAGUAUACCGCAUGCGGGGCGACACGCGCCUAUUCCAGACCUUCUGGUUCCUCUACCAUAAGGGCCACCCGCCCUCGGAUCCCUGCGGCCCGCCCUGCCGCCUCGCUACUCUGUGCGCCCAGCUGUCCGCCCGCGCCGACAGUCCUGCUCUCUGCCGCCACCUGGUGCCGGAGGACAGCCUCCAGGACGUCCACAGCCUGUGGCCACGGCCGCUGUUCUGCUAAGCGCUCCGCAAGCCCGGCCGCUGAUCACGUCUGUGUCUUGGGGAGGGCGCACCAUGGCCGGGAUCCUGAGGACUGCUGCGGGACAACUUGGCCAGAACCGCUGGGAGCCCCGGGCACACCAGGGGACAGGAGACGGGCCCUGCCUUCCUGGAGCUGCUCUCCCAGUGCCAGCCCCCAGGCUGCCAGGGAUGCUGUCCUUUGGUGGCUCUGAGCUGACAGGGGGCCUGGUGCUGUCCAGGCAGAAAAAAGCCUAUGCUGCUGCGGUUGCCUGUUUCAAUAAAGGUGUGAGACUA